CACCCCUUGAAAACACCGACGCCCACGCCCAGCCCGCCAGACCAGAACCCUGUCGACCAACUCCAUUCAAUCCUUUAGUGGUUCUCUGAAUUCCUACCCUAUACACUCUUUUGACUAACACGAGCACUUCUUUACAUACCCUAAUAACCCCAUAAUCGAAAACAUAAACGACAAAAACCAGAACCAUGAAACUCUCCACCCUGCUGCUCAUCACGCCGCUCGCGCUCGCCAUUCCCUUCACGCCUCACUCAGCGCAACUCCACGAUGACCCGGACACGGAUGCGUUAACCCAGACCCAGGACCAGGGUGAGGGUCAAGGCCAGGGCCACGCCCAAGCCCAAGACCAAGGCGAAGCCGUCAAGAACCACGUCCUGCAGAACAUGCGGCCGCAGACGCAAACCCAAACCCACCAGACACAUUCUGCCCCGACCAGCACACGCACCAGCACCAGAACCAAGCCCGCAACACCGGACCAUACCACCAGCACCACCAGCCCAGAAGCAGAAGCAGAAGCACAAGACAUCGACCCCAGCCCCAGCUCCGAGGACGAGGACGACAAGAACAAAUCCACAGAUAACCCCAACCCAACCACCACUACAGACAAACCCAACCCCAACCCCAACCCCAAGACCAACACCCGCCCCGACGACACCGACAACAACAACAACAACAACAACAACAACAAAGACGAAGACCCCCCCUCAGCCCUAGCCACCGCCAUCGCCCUCAUCCCCAACCCCAACGCCACCCAGAAUCCCGGCACCACCCAGACCUGCCCCACCGGCCGCCCCUCCAAGCAGUGCUGCCAGAGCAUCGAGGCCGUUGCCGACUCCGUCCUGCAGCCCCUCGGCGAGCUCGUUCCCUACCUGUCCGGCGUCGACGUCUCCAGUCUUCUCGCUUUGGAGUGCACCGGAAUGGCCAAUACCGACCCAAACGCCAGCUGCUUCGACUCCGUCAUGUGCUGCGAGGGCGUCCCCGGGAAAACAACAUCCCAACAGACCCUCAAAACAGCCUGCACGACCUGGGACCAGGCCAUGGUCGACAAGGCGGACGAUGACGCUGCGGACGCUGCUGCUGCUGCUGCUGCUGCUUCUUCUUCUUCUUCUUCUUCGCCCGCUCCGUUGCCGAGUGCGUCGCCGGCGCCGGCGAAGAGGGCGCGGGGCCUGCCUGCGUUGCCUGUCCCUGCGUUGCCGGAGCUGGAUCUGGGGCUGGGCGAGCUGCUGGAGGGGGGGGCGGGGGUGUUCGGGCGGAAGGGGAGUGUUGUUGGGUUGGGCGGGGGGGAUAAUUAG
Messenger RNA from Aspergillus brunneoviolaceus CBS 621.78, 1289 nucleotides. Its product is annotated as hydrophobin family protein. The transcript has 3 exons. The coding region runs from base 186 to 1289 and encodes 367 amino acids. The record is from RefSeq and is a predicted model, not a curated record. Lineage: Eukaryota; Fungi; Ascomycota; Eurotiomycetes; Eurotiales; Aspergillaceae.